AUGAAAGGUUCCAAAUUCCUCUAUCCGGCACUACUCAAAACCCUCAUCGUUCCUCCCCUCCUCUUCUCAUUAUGUGUCCACCUAUUCGCUUUAAACCAUCUGAAGACAAUAUUGAAAAUCUUAGGUUAUAUCCUCUCAUUUCCUAUCAUCUAUAUCAUCCGCUCACAUAUCUCGGUCUACCUAUCAUCUCGAAGAGCGAGGUUGAUGGGAUCAAGGAAUAUACCUAGAGUGAAGGGACGUUGGCCAUUGAAUUUGGAUAUAUUAGUAGAUUGGGCUAAAUCCGGUUCAGAAGAGGAAGUAGGUAGGAUGAUGGUUUUGUUGCAGAGGAAGUGGGGAAGAACGUACAAUACGAGGGUGUUAGGUGAAGAUCAGGUAAUUUCAUCGGACCCAGCUGUACUGAAGCAUGUCUUAAUGGAUGAUUUCGAUAAUUUCGUCAAAGGUGAGAAAUUCAAAGAUAGAGCGGUUGAUUUCUUAGGUGAUGGGAUAUUCAAUUCCGAUGGUGACAGAUGGAAGUUUCAUCGAUCAUUGAUGAGACCGUUCUUUCACCCCGCUCACAUCUCCCCUAAACUCUUUACACCUUCCAUACGAGCGUUCUUAGAUGAGGUGCCAUCUGAUGGAAAAGGUUUUGAUAUACAAAAGGAACUGGGGAAAUUGGCUUUGGAAAUGGCCAUCUUAUGGAUGACGGGUGAACAUCUCUCUUCGACCACUUCUUCUGCAAAAGUGAGAUUGGAAGGGAAUAAGGAUGAAGAUGAGGAAUGGGAGAAAUCGAAAGAUAAAUUGGGAGAUGCCAUGACUCAAGCUCAGAGGAUAGUAGGGAAAAGAGUGAAGAUUGGGACUGUCUGGCCUCUGUUCGAGCUUACUUAUGAUCCACUUAUCGAACCGAUGAAAAUCAUACGGACUUUCUUCAAACCUAUCAUCGAAAGGGCGAUCAAGAGGAAGCAUGAUCGACAUAACCUCGUCGAUGAUGAAAAGCAGGAUGAGGAUCAUCUGCAUUUGAUCGAUCACCUGGUAGAUGCUACCGAUGAUAGGAAAUUGAUUGAAGAUCAACUGAUAAAUACCUUACUCGCUGCUAGAGAUACUCUUGCGUCGUGUUUGACUUUUUGCGUAUAUGUAUCGAUACUCCAUUCAGAGGUGGGAUCAAAGCUUAGAGAAGAGAUUAGGUUGAUAGCUGGAGAAGGAGAUGGAGAUGGGGAGAUCACGAAAGAUGUGAUUAGGGAAUUGAGGUAUACUCGAGCAUAUAUCAAUGAGGUCCUGAGAUUAUAUCCACCAGUCCCACUAAAUAUCAGACGCACACUCCGACCAUCACUCUUGCCCAUUUCUUCAGGUGGUCAACCAAUGUACAUGCCCGCCAAUACGUCUAUCAUCCUAGCUUUCAUACUGAUGCAACGAGAUGAGAAAGUUUGGGGAGACGAUGUGAAUAAUUUCAAACCUGAAAGAUGGUUGAAUGACGGAUUGGGAAAGAAGGAGAGAGAAGCUUUUAUGAGUUGGAAUUAUGGUCCUAGGAUGUGUUUAGGUCAACCGUUCGCUCUUACCGUGACUCAUACAUUCUUGAUCCUCUUCUCUCGUCAUUUAGACAAAUUGUCUUCAGAAGGGAAAAAGUUGAAUUUCGCAUAUGAUUCUCAACCUGAAGGUACUUCUAUUCCUUCUUUGUGGACGACGGAGGAAGGAUGUGAUGGACGUGCGAGGGGUGGGAAGGAUGGGAUGUGGGUUGUUGCCGAUGUGGUACUGGCUAUCAAGGGUGGUUUAUGGGUAAGAUUCGAUUCUGUAGAGACGAGUAGUGAUCGAUGA
Molecule: messenger RNA, 1788 nt
Organism: Kwoniella mangroviensis CBS 8507
Lineage: Eukaryota; Fungi; Basidiomycota; Tremellomycetes; Tremellales; Cryptococcaceae
Exons: 10
Coding region: 1-1788 (595 amino acids)
Molecular function (GO): monooxygenase activity; oxidoreductase activity, acting on paired donors, with incorporation or reduction of molecular oxygen; heme binding
Source: RefSeq, a predicted model, not a curated record